CCACACGUGUCGCCGGACCCUCCGGGCCUCCUGAGAACAUUACUUCCCUGCCCCUCCGCGGGGCGCACCCCCGCUGGCGCACGGUAAGAAGAGGGCGGUUAUCUGCGCGGUAUCGUACCGGAAGUCCAGGCACGAGCUGAAGGGGAGCAUCAAUGAUGCCAAGUGCAUGCGUUACUUCCUCGUCAACCGCUUCGGUUUCCCCGAGGAUUGUAUCCUUAUGCUCACCGUUGAUCUGCAGAAGAAGAGACUGAUCGUUUUAGGAAUCCAACUAAGCAAAACAUAAGGAUGGCAUUGUAUUGGCUUGUCCAAGGUUGUCAAACAGGAGAUUCAUUAGUAUUUUACUACUCCGGCCAUGGUUCACAACAAAGGAACUAUAACGGCGAUGAAAUGGAUGGCUAUGAUGAAACCAUUUGUCCGCUGGACUUUGAAACACAAGGGAUGAUUGUAGAUGAUGAAAUAAAUGCGACCAUUGUUAGACCACUGCCUUUUGGAGUUAAACUUCAUGCCUUAAUAGAUGCAUGCCAUAGUGGCACUGUCCUUGAUCUACCAUUUCUCUGCAGAAUGAAUAGGAACGGGCAAUAUAUUUGGGAAGAUCAUCGGCCCAGGGCUGGUGCUUGGAAAGGUACAAGUGGCGGUGAAGCCAUUUCAUUUAGUGGUUGUGAUGAUAAUCAAACGUCUGCUGAUACCUCGGCUCUCUCAAGAAUUACAUCGACAGGGGCUAUGACAUAUUGUUUCAUCAAAGCCUUUGAAGAAGGCCACGGUGCUACAUAUGGAAGCAUACUUAGCUCCAUGCGAUCAACAAUCAGGAAUACAACUGGAGCAACUGGCCCAGUUUCGUCGGUGGUCACCAUAUUGGUAUCAGGAGGAAGCUUUGGGGGACUGAAACAGGAGCCUCAGCUGACUUCUAAUGAGCCGUUUGAUGUUUAUCAGAAGCCAUUCUCCUUUUGAUUUGUGUGGCAUGCUGCAGCUCACGUAGCAGGGGUUGAGUUGUGAUUUAAACCAUGAAGUUACUAAUAUUAUUCAUGAUCAUGCUGAUAUACUUUUAAUCUAUUAAUAUGAAGGAACUUGUAAAUAAUGUAUCCAUAUGCUUGUCCAUUUACUGUUUAUAUAAGCCAUUCUACCUUACAAUUGCGUGGCAAGUUGCACACAUGUAGCAGGGGUUUGCUAUUGAGA
This is a messenger RNA of Asparagus officinalis (garden asparagus), 1173 nucleotides long. RefSeq names its product metacaspase-1-like. The coding region runs from base 286 to 948 and encodes 220 amino acids. Gene Ontology annotation, biological process: proteolysis. The transcript has 5 exons. Gene Ontology annotation, molecular function: cysteine-type endopeptidase activity. Lineage: Eukaryota; Viridiplantae; Streptophyta; Magnoliopsida; Asparagales; Asparagaceae. The record is from RefSeq and is a predicted model, not a curated record.